Molecule: messenger RNA, 1053 nt
Organism: Fonsecaea multimorphosa CBS 102226
Lineage: Eukaryota; Fungi; Ascomycota; Eurotiomycetes; Chaetothyriales; Herpotrichiellaceae
Exons: 10
Coding region: 1-1053 (350 amino acids)
Molecular function (GO): zinc ion binding; oxidoreductase activity
Source: RefSeq, a predicted model, not a curated record
AUGGCAUCAACAAUACCCAGGACGCAGAUCGCGGCAUGGCUCGAGAAACCUGAGCCAGGCGCGCGGCUGAAACUCAGGAGCGAUAUCGAGGUUCCAUCUCCCAAAGAAGGCGAAGUGCUCGUGAAAUUGGAAUAUACCGGCUUCUGUCAUUCAGAUGUGCACAGCAUAUAUGGCGAAACGCCGAUGAGCACCGACAUCGCUGGUCAUGAAGGUGUAGGACGUGUGGUUGAGCUUGGGUCCAACGUCCCGGCAGAGAUGAUGAAUGCCAGGCUGGGAGUUAAGUGGCAGUACAGCACAUGCGACACGUGCGAGAUUUGCGCUGUUAAUCCCACGGCUUGCCCGAACCAGAUCAACUCGGGACGGAACACAAGAGGCACUUUCCAACAGUACAUUGUCACUCCUGUGAAGCAUGCCACCAGGAUCCCGCCGGGACUGAAGUCUGAAAUCGCUGCUCCUUUGCUUUGUGCGGGAUUGACCAUGUAUUCUGCCCUUGCGAAAGCGAGACUGCGGCCAGGAGACUGGGUCGUAAUACCGGGUGCAGGAGGAGGUUUAGGGCAUCUUGGCGUCCAGAUCGCCGCCAAACGCGGGUAUAAAGUGAUUGCCAUCGACACCGGAGAGUCCAAGAGGGAAAUGUGCAUAAAGCUCGGAGCAGCUGUUUUCCUCGAUUUCAAGACGAAUUCGAUCGAGGAGGAAGUGAUGCGUCUCACCAACGGAUUCGGAGCCCAUGCCACCAUUGUCACAGUCGGGAGCGACACUGCAUAUGAUCAAGCACUGAAGCUGCUACGAAACCUUGGAACCCUGGUGUGUAUCGGACUGCCCAAGUCGGGACUGGGCUUGCCGAUCUCGCCGUUCAUGAUGUGCGUAAGAAGUCUUAGCAUAGUGGGAUCGUCAGUGGGAACUGCCAAGGAGAUGGAUGAACUACUUGAGAUGGCCGUCAAGGGAGAUGUGAAGCCUGAGAUCUCCGUGUUCGAAUUCGACGAGAUUAACAAUAUCAUGGAGAAGCUUGCGAGGUUCGAGAUCGGAGGAAGAGUCGUCCUGAGACUCCCGGAGUGA